Messenger RNA from Phyllotreta striolata, 925 nucleotides. The record is from the annotation of a GenBank genome assembly. Lineage: Eukaryota; Metazoa; Arthropoda; Insecta; Coleoptera; Chrysomelidae.
GCCAACUACAGCAAUGAACAAACGACGUUUUUCUUUUAAAUCUGUCACCUCAAUUUCCUGAUUAAAUGAAUAUUAUCAAAAAUGUCCUGCAAUAUCGUUGACACAAUAGGCGACUGCGAAAAGCUAGAGAAAAAUUGCAAAAGCGAGGAGAGCUUCGCCAACGUCAUCGCCUCCGAGCUGGUCACGGAGAUCAUCGAAAAUGCCAUGGACGCGGUGGACGAGCUCGAGGCGAAAUCCUCGAAGACCGUCGGCGACAUCCUCGACAACCUGUCCAACAAGUUCCAGGAGCUCGCCAUAGGCGAGGAGCGGCCCGGCGACGGCGCGCCCGCCUUCGGCGUCGGCGACCACCUCGACGGCGACAAGCGGCAGGUGGGCGCCGCGCCCGUCUACGGCCACCCGCCCGUCGAGAAGAAGAGCCGCCUCACCGAUCUGGUGAAGAACUCGAAGCACCUCUGGGCCAAGCUGGUGUUCAACGAGCACAAGGACGACGCGCGCGACUGCAAGUCGGAGAAGAUCCUGCGCGUGGUGGACCUCGACUGCAACGAGCCGCCGUUCAAGGCCGGCGGGCCGGAGGAGCCGGCGCCGCUGCCGCACGCCGCCUCCACGGUGGCGCUGUCGUCGACCGGCGGCGAGAACGAUUCGCUGGACGAGGUGGCCUUGUCGGCGACGAAGGAGCGCGCCGAGGACGCCAAGAAGACGAUGACGUUCCCGCUGGCCGGCUCGUCGGGGAAGUCGCUGAUGGAGUGCUAUCGCACGCUCAAAGUGACGGCGGACUUCAAGAAGAAGAAGUGGAACUUCGGCAGCAAGUUGGUCAAUUACAUUAGGAAGCAGCACGCCAAGAAGCAGGGUAAAGGGGCGAGCGAUGGCGUCGAGAUUACGCCCAAGGCGGAGGAGUCUUCUUAACUUUUGCCCAUAUAUAUCUACA